Molecule: messenger RNA, 3181 nt
Organism: Varanus komodoensis (Komodo dragon)
Lineage: Eukaryota; Metazoa; Chordata; Lepidosauria; Squamata; Varanidae
Gene: RBM11
Product: RNA binding motif protein 11
Exons: 5
Coding region: 103-801 (232 amino acids)
Biological process (GO): regulation of alternative mRNA splicing, via spliceosome
Cellular component (GO): nucleus
Molecular function (GO): single-stranded RNA binding
Source: RefSeq, a predicted model, not a curated record
GGCCGCCCCUCCCCGUUCUCCCUCCGCCUCCUCCCCGUUUGAGCACGGAUGGAGCUCGCGCGCUGACCGUCUGCUGCGCACAACCGGGCUGCGCGGCUUCUCAUGGCCACCUCCGGAGAGCCCGACCGGACCCUUUUCGUGGGGAACUUGGAGAGCCGCGUGCAAGAGGAGAUUCUUUAUGAGCUUUUCCUGCAGGCUGGACCAGUGACCAAAGUGACCAUAUGCAAGGACAAAGACGGAAAACCCAAGACUUUUGGAUUUGUCUGCUUUAAACACACAGAGUCAGUGCCUUACGCCAUGGCUUUGCUGAAUGGAAUUCGUUUAUAUGGAAGACCAAUUAAAGUGCAAUAUCGGUUUGGAAGUUCACACUGUCCUGAGUUAAGCAACCCUUGCAAGAAUAUGGAAAAUGAUGGACAAUCAUCAGUAUACAGGAAUAUAGACCCUUACAGUGGUGCUCCAUUCACUGUUAGUCCUUUUCAGAUGAAUGAUAGUCCACAUCACAGUUAUUCUGCCUUUCAAAAUAUGAUGACCUAUUUCUUAGCACAGCAAUAUACUCCUUUUAGUCCAAUGGGACAGCGGUUUCCUUACUAUCAGAUGACAACACCACCACCAUUUCCAAGUUUUCCUGUAUCACCCUACCUGAAUCCAAGGCAAGGCUCUUUUGAAUGUAUCUACCCAGAACCAAAGAACCACACACAGUAUCUAGUUGAGGACAAUAUGCCUAAAAGGAAAAGACCUCGGGAGAAAAGUGACAGUGACAGUAGCAUGGAAAAUGAUAGGAAAAAAACAAAGAGAAAAUGAAUAAAAAUAUAGUAACAUAAAUGUCAAUGAGCCUGACUACAUAGUUUCAAGAAACAAAGUUUCUCUGGUUUUCACUAAUUUGUUUUGCAAAAAAUAUGACAUGGUUAUUACGGUAACUUCAAUCUGAAGAAAAAUGUAUGAUUUGAAGCAAGGUAUUACACAGGCUGACCCCCAGCGCAAAAGGAGGGCAUAGCUUAAUUACUUUUUAUGCCUGAUCAACAACAAUUAAAACAGUGCAUACCUAACAAAGGAAUACUAGAAUCUGUAUUGUUUCACCUAGUGACUUUCUACAGUAAAAUGGGCUAACACUAAGUUUGGUGUGAUUUAAACAUUGAUUUUAAGGGUGCAGUUCUGUGCAGGUUUAGAAAGGAACAAAAGACCUAUAAUUCGGGAUAUCUGAAUGUUCAAACAUGUAAUCAAAACACUUUAUGCACAUAAAGGCCUAAUGUGUUGUAGGAUCUUUUUCCUAUUUAAACAAACAUAGGACUGUACAGAAAUAGUUUAUGAUUUGUAUUGUCCUGCUUUUCCUACAUGCCUCCUGGAGUUCAGCCAAUUAAAUAUGCAAAAGUAGCAUGCGGAGUAGCUUUUCUUGAGCUCUGCCAUUUCAGAAUGCUAGCAGGAUAUUUGAAUGUUCAGACAUGUAAUCAAAACACUUCAUGCACAUAAAGGCCUUAUGUGUCAGGCUCAAGCUUAAGUUAAAGACACACUUAGUUAUGCUAGCUUUCCUGGUGGAAUAUAUUUAUUUUUUAUGCUAGGAAAGCCAUAAAUUCUUCGCUGACAGACCCUAAAUUGUUGAAUUAUUAGUUAUUUCUGCAUGUUUGAACUGGCAGAGCUUGAUCCUGCAUGAUUUAUUUUGGAAGUACAGUGACUUCAGAGGAACUUGCUCUCAAAUAAGUACACACAUGAUUGCAGUCUCACUUGGAAAUAAUAACAUUAAAGAGUAUAAUAAGUAGGAUUUAAUGCUGAGUAAAUAUAUGUAUGAAAAGGAUGCCACAAUCUUUUACACAAUAAAAGACACAAAACAAGAAUAUGGCAGGCUAAUUCUCUUUUUGAAACAGGCAUGAGAAUAUCUGAAAAUAUUUAGCAAGACUUGAAUGAAUAUAGGAAAACUAAUGCAAAUAGCUAAAACAUUGAGUUUUCAUACAAUAUCACAAUGUAAUGCAAGCAUGUUUCUGGGUAAAAUCUACUUUUUUCAUACUUGUGCACAUUUGUUACUUUGAAUCUAAAGGUAGAGAAGAGAGAGGGGCAUUUGGAAACUGGCCAGUACCAUUUACGUUUGUGAGCAUGGCCCUUGAUGACAUGAAGAAGCAUAAUAUAUAUUUCGCAUUUGUAGAUCCACAAGGAUCCACUUGGCUUAGAUUGUCCAGACUCAGCUCCACUCCCCCCACCCCAAAUAUCUUUGCAGCUACAAAGCAGUCUCAACAAGCCAUGGCUUUUUGUAGGGUUUAUAACUUCCUGUUUUUGGCAUUUUGAAUGAAUCUGGAUGACACAAUAAAUGCAGGUAAAGUCCCAAAUCCAUCAGAGCUGCAUAGCACAAGGAGAGGCAGCAACUUCAGUGCUUCCAGUGUCCCCUGGGAUACCUGGAGGAGCACCAAGGAGGGAGUAGCUUUGGAACUAUGCCAAACCCAAUCAUUUGUCGAGCACAACAUGAGCCCUGGGGCAAAGAAGCCACGCUGUAUAGGUUUUGUGCAAUGUGCCUUGCUAAGUCAUAUGGACCUGCCCAAUAAAAUGUGACAGUUCCUCUGGCCUAUAGUGCUGUAGUUUGGCUCAUUUGGUUGUGGCAAUGGGUUACUUGCUUUUGCUCUGUUAUUCUGUAGUACUGGCCUAAAAGACUUCUCUGCCUUGUGGCAAGAUCCUUGCUAACCAGCCAUGCCAUACUCAUUUGAGUUCAAACGGUGGAUUUGCUUUUUACAAUUUACACUAUUUCUUGUAUUCAGGUUUUGUGGCAAAUUUCUUACGGUCUCACUAGCUGCCUGUUGGAAAAUGAGUGUCUUAUGAAUGCUCAUGCCCACCAUAGUGAUCAUUUCAUGAAGUGACCAGCCACCACAUGGCAGGCAUUUGGGAAAGUGGAUGUGAUGCUCUCUCAAAAUCACAAAGUAUGCCCACUGACCAAAAAAAUGGGUGGUGGCCUUCCAAACACUGACAACCAAAUGAAGACAUGAUUGGUUUGUUUAUGCACCUUUUCAUGAUAACUGUAUGUUUCUCUCUUUUAUCCCCUCCCUGCAUAAGUCAAGUAUUGUUUUGGCAUCCCUACUUCCUUAUCAGCAUAUGUAUUCACUGAUUAUAAUUCCUUGGAAGGAAGAUGUCCUCACCUGCACCCUCCAUUGCAAAAAAAGUUAAAGUUAAACUAUAUGUUGGUAUUAAAUGUAUUAUUCCUGAA